UGACAGUUGUUGCAAAGAUAACCUGAAAGAACGGCUGGCUGGCCCGACCAUGGCGGCAAGCGCAAAGAAAAUCCUUUCCAAAAUUCGGCAAACUAACCAAAUAGCUGGAGGAACGCUGUACGUAGUAAACAGAAACCCUAGAAACCUAGAACGUUUACGUUUAGCGUACAAAACCGACGGAUAUCAUCUCGAGCGGCCCGUUCGAAACUUUUGGCACAGGUUGGAGCUGAACGCUAGCAACAAAUACGUAACGGCCAAAUUGGUGCACUUUGAGAACGGCACCGUGAUCGAGUGCAGUACCACAGAAUGGGCCUUGAAGCGGCACCUCUACAAAGGGAACGACUACACGGCGUACAGCACGCUGGGCAAAGCGUUUGCCGCACGAUGUCUGGACGCAGGGCUUACCGAGAUGCGGUGUGAUUUGAAACCGACGGCCGGCAUCAAGGUGGAUGCAUUUCUGCGCGCCGUUGAAGAGAGUGGAAUCGUACUACAAGAACCGGAACGUAUUCGCCCAACGUACUCGUGGGACAUGCAUCGGCCCGAAAAACCAUGGGAAGUGACAGAAUAACACAACAACACGAAUGGUGUACAUGGUGUGGUUUAGUGAGCUACGGUUUAUUAGGUCAAUAAACGAGAAGCUGUUUCAUUGCAA
Molecule: messenger RNA, 652 nt
Organism: Anopheles stephensi (Asian malaria mosquito)
Lineage: Eukaryota; Metazoa; Arthropoda; Insecta; Diptera; Culicidae
Gene: mRpL18
Product: 39S ribosomal protein L18, mitochondrial
Exons: 2
Coding region: 50-568 (172 amino acids)
Biological process (GO): translation
Cellular component (GO): mitochondrion; ribosome
Molecular function (GO): structural constituent of ribosome; 5S rRNA binding
Source: RefSeq, a predicted model, not a curated record